AUGGGUAAAAGAAAAGAUAAAAUGUCAUUGCAAUCAAUGAAAAAGGAAAUUGAAAUGAGGGAACAUCAAAUUCCAAUAGAGGAACUUUGCAAUGAGUUAAAAGUUGAUAUCCAUAAGGGUCACUCGGAAGAGAAAGCAAAUCAGUUGCUGGAACAAUAUGGUUUAAAUAUGCUCACACCACCAAAGAAACGAUCAGAACUUAUAGCAAUGCUAAAAUGCUUAUUUGCUGGAUUUAAUUUUCUGCUAUGGCUUGGAUCGUUUGCAUCUAUCAUAAGUUACAUCAUGGAAAGUAGACAGGACGUUGAUGCUAAAUUAGAUAAUCUUUAUAUGGGCAUUGUUCUUGCGGUUGUUGUUGUCAUCACUGGACUUUUUGCAUACUAUCAAGAAUAUAAAAGCUCGAAAAUUAUGGAAAGCUUUGCAAAAUUAGCACCUCUCACAACAAUGGUAUUGAGAGACGGGCAAAUGAAGAAGAUAGAUGCUACAUUAAUUGUACCAGGCGAUAUUGUACAUAUAAAAGCGGGUGAUCGUAUUCCAGCGGAUAUUCGUGUUAUCACCAGUUCUAGUCUUAAAGUAGAUUGUUCAACAUUAACUGGUGAAAGUGAGCCGCAAAAUCGUAGUCCCGAGUGUACUCACGUGAAUCCGUUAGAAACCAGCAAUCUGAUACUUUUUGGUACCGGUGCUGUGGAAGGAAAAUGCACAGGGAUCGUGGUACAAACGGGCGAUAAUACGAUAAUGGGGCGAAUUGCCUACCUGACAUCACGUGUUGAUUCCGGAAAAACACCAAUUGCUCGAGAAAUUGAUCACUUCAUUACUAUCAUUGGUGUUGUUGCCACGUUUAUUGGCAUUUUAUUUUUCAUAAUUAGUAUAAUUUAUGGAUAUACGUUUGUGGAAGCAUUGGUUUUCCUCAUUGGUAUCAUUGUGGCUAAUGUUCCUGAAGGUAUCAUUGCUACUAUGACGGUCUGUUUAACUUUAACGGCUGUUAAAAUGAGAAGGAAAAAUUGUCUGGUGAAGAAAUUGGAAGGGGUGGAAACUCUCGGUUCAACGUCCACUAUUUGCUCCGAUAAAACGGGUACAUUAACACAAAAUCGAAUGACCGUUACCCAUACAUGGGUUAGUGGUAAUAUUUCUGAAGUGAAUUUUCAUGAAGCUUCACUCGAAAUCAAUAAUUCUAAGGAAUUGAAUUUCAAUCGUUUCACUGGAGCUUUUGGUGCUUUCUUACGGUGUGCAAUAUUAUGCUCUAAUGCUACAUUUAAGGAUGAAGAUCGGAACGUUAAAUUAUCAAAACGUGAAGCAAAUGGUGAUGCAUCAGAAGUUGCCAUCUUGAAAUAUUGCGAAUAUACUUGUGGUGAUGUGAUUGCCUAUCGAAAACUUUGUCCCAAAAUUUAUGAAAUUCCCUUCAAUUCAACUAAUAAGUUCCAGGUAUCAAUACAUACACAAGAAUCUGAUGACCAUUUCAUUCUUGUCAUGAAAGGCGCACCUGAGCAAAUUAUUGCUCGAUGUAAAACAUAUCUUCAAGAUAGUGAAGAGAGAAAUUUAACUAAAGAAGAUUUGCAAAUUUUCCAAGAUGCUUAUGAAUAUCUUGGUGGAAUGGGUGAACGAGUAAUGGGAUUCUGCGAUUUGGAUCUCGACCCAAGCAAGUAUCCAAAAGAUUUCAUAUUUUGCACUGAUCCGUUAAAUUUUCCAUUGGAAGGUUUGCGAUUUCUUGGACUCAUCUCAAUGAUCGAUCCGCCUCGACCUGCUGUUCCACAUGCUGUUGACCUUUGUCAAUCAGCUGGAAUCAAAAUUGUAAUGGUGACUGGCGAUCAUCCAUUGACCGCCGAGGCAAUUGCGCGACAGGUCAACAUUAUCAAGGAGGGAAAUAUGAUUUCAAAGAUAAUAAAUGAUGAUGAUAAGCUGGAACGAAAAGUGAUAAAUGAUGAUAAUAAAAAUCAAGCAAUGAUUAUACAUGGCGAACAGCUGAAGAAAUUAUCAAACAAAGAUUUGGACUAUAUAGUGAAGCAUUACUCGUCUAUUGUUUUUGCUCGAACAUCACCAAUUCAAAAAUUGCAAAUCGUGGAAGCUUUCCAGGGUGCGGGACAUAUUGUAGCUGUUACAGGUGAUGGCGUUAAUGAUGCACCGGCGCUUCGAAAAGCUGACAUCGGUAUAGCAAUGGGAAUUGCUGGAACGGACGUUUCUAAGGAAGCAGCUGAUAUGAUUUUGCUGGAUGAUAAUUUUGCAUCGAUAGUUACUGGGGUUGAAGAAGGUCGAAUUAUUUUCGACAAUUUGAAAAAAUCGAUAGCUUAUACGCUUACUUCAAAUAUUCCAGAAAUUACUCCAUUUCUAUCGUACAUUCUCUUUGGUAUACCACUUCCGAUGAGUGUUGUUGCUAUUUUAUGCAUUGAUUUAGGAACUGAUCUGUGGCCAGCUAUAUCAAUUGCUUAUGAGGAAGCGGAAACGAAUAUUAUGUUGAGACCACCAAGAAAUGCCAAAGUUGAUAAGCUUGUUAAUGCCAGAUUAAUGAAUUUUUCAUACUUACAAAUUGGUGUCAUGCAAGCAGCAGCCGGUUUUAUGACAUAUUUUAUCAUAAUGGGAGAAAACGGAUUUCACAUUCAUCGAUUACUUUGGAUUCGUGAUAAAUGGGAUGAUCCGAUGGUGGACGAUCUGGAAGAUAGUUAUGGACAGCAAUGGACUUAUAAUGCACGAAAAGAUUUGGAGCAUUGCUGCCACGGGGCUUUUUUUUAUGCAAUUGUUGUUGUGCAAUGGGCUGACCUAUUAAUAUCCAAAACUCGUUACAAUUCAAUUGUACAACAGGGAAUGAAUAACUGGGUUUUAAAUACGGGCCUAAUAUUUACUGCAGUGCUCAGUACAUUUCUUCUUUUCGUACCUUAUGUAAAUAGAGUAUUUGGACUAACCCCAAUAAGGCUUAGUUGGGCAAUGAUCCCAGUAUCAUUUGCAUGGUUAAUAUUUGUUUACGAUGAAAUACGUAAAUAUUUCUGCAGAACGAAACCUGAUGGUUGGCUAUAUCGUGAGACUUAUUAUUGA
Messenger RNA from Acanthocheilonema viteae, 3021 nucleotides. The record is from the annotation of a GenBank genome assembly. Lineage: Eukaryota; Metazoa; Nematoda; Chromadorea; Rhabditida; Onchocercidae.